AUGGUCAACCCCACCGUGUUCUUCAACAUCGCCAUCGAUGGCAAGCCCUUGGGCCGCACCUCCUUGGAGCUGUUUGCAGACAAAUUUCCAAAGACAGAAGAGAACUUCCGUGCUCUGAGCACUAAGGAGAAAGGAUUUGGUUAUAAAGGUUCCUGUUUUCACAGAAUAAUUCCGGGAUUUAUGUGCCACGGUGGUGACUUCAGAUGCCAUAAUGGCACUGCUGGCAAGUCCAUCUAUGGGGAGAAAUUUGAUGAUGAGAAUUUCCUCCUGAAGCAUACGGGUCCUGGCAUCUUGUCCAUGGCAAAUGGUGGCCCCAACACAAACGGUUCCCAGUUUUUCAUCUGCACUGCCAAGACUGAGUGGUUGGAUGGCAAGCAUGUGGUCUUUGGCAAGGUGAAAGAGGGCAUGAAUAUUGUGGAAGCCAUGGAGCGCUUUGGGUCCAGGAAUUGCAAGACCAGCAAGAAGAUCACCAUUGCUGACUGUGGACAAAUCUAAUAAAUUUGACUUGUGUUUUAUCUUAACCACCAGACCAUUCUUUCUGUAGCUCAGGAGAGCACCCCUUCACCCCCAU
Molecule: messenger RNA, 571 nt
Organism: Balaenoptera musculus (blue whale)
Lineage: Eukaryota; Metazoa; Chordata; Mammalia; Artiodactyla; Balaenopteridae
Product: peptidyl-prolyl cis-trans isomerase A-like
Exons: 1
Coding region: 1-495 (164 amino acids)
Biological process (GO): protein peptidyl-prolyl isomerization
Molecular function (GO): peptidyl-prolyl cis-trans isomerase activity
Source: RefSeq, a predicted model, not a curated record